Molecule: messenger RNA, 2330 nt
Organism: Rhododendron vialii
Lineage: Eukaryota; Viridiplantae; Streptophyta; Magnoliopsida; Ericales; Ericaceae
Product: protein WHAT'S THIS FACTOR 1 homolog, chloroplastic-like
Exons: 3
Coding region: 465-1712 (415 amino acids)
Molecular function (GO): RNA binding
Source: RefSeq, a predicted model, not a curated record
UGGGCCCCUCGUUUUUUAUUUUUUUCAGGGGCCUGAAGCGCGCCGGCUUCCCAGGCCUUGGCUAUAAGCCGGCUCUGCGUCUCUGUCCCUCCCACUGCUGGUUCUGGUUCGCCGACCACACUCCGGCGCACUCCGAUGUCCUCGCUAGCGUGACAGUAAGUCUCUCUCCCUUCCUCUUCGGGUCUGGGAACGGUGAUUUCUCACCGGGCACAUUACCAUAGAGGAGUAACUGCCGAAGACCUCGUUCCAUCUUGUUGCUUUUAACUUUUAAGCCCUACUAAUUGAGUCAACUACGUGAACCGAUUUCCUGCUCCGACUCCGAAACACAUCUCGAGCAAGGCACCCUAUUCAGACACCCAAGUUUCUGAAAUUUGGGGGUAAAGCUCGAGUUUUUUCAAGGGCCAUUAUCUCCUGGAAAUUGGAAGCUGUAUACCUAUAAUUACAAAUUGGUGAGUUACUUGACAAUGUAUCUUCAAUAUCAAACGUAUUUGAAAUUUAGUAUCUAUUCUCCACCACGUCAUCUUCAUAGUCUUCGAAAUUUCUCUCUUUGGUCAAUGAAGAAGGACCCUGAUCUUGAAUCAGCUCUAUCUCGUAACCGUCGCUGGAUUGUAAAUAAUCAGAUUAAGAAUAUCAUUACGCGAUGCCCCAACCAGGUGGCAACAGUUAAGUUCCUCCAGAGAAAGUUCAAAACACUUGAUCUUCAAGGCAAAGCUCUCAAUUGGCUGAAAAAGUACCCCUGUUGUUUUGAAGUUUAUCUUAAGGAUGAUGAGUACUAUUGUGGGUUGACGAAGCGAAUGAUGUUUCUGGUGGAUGACGAAGAACGUGUGAAAGAGAUGCAGGAACCAGUAUUUGCAGAGCGACUUGCAAAGUUGUUGAUGAUGAGCUCGAACCAAAGGCUCAAUGUCAUGAAGAUUAAUGAGUUGAAGAGAUAUUUUGGAUUUCCAGAUGAUUAUUUGAUUAGAAUCGUACCCAAGUACCCUGAGAUGUUUCGACUUGUUAAUUACAGUGGGAGACGAAGUUCAAUGGAGAUUGAGCUUGUUUCUUGGAAUCGUGAUUUAGCAGUUUCUGCAAUUGAAAUUGUCUCCCGAAAACAAGAGUCUGAGCCAUGCUUUUCAUGUUCAUUACCUUCAACUUGGAUCAAAUCAUGGGAGAGAUUUCAUGAGUUUAAUUCAACUGCCUAUAUUUCUCCUUACUCAGAUCCCAGAGGUUUAGUGGAGGGAUCAAAAGAAAUGGAAAAGAGAACAGUGAGUUUGGUGCAUGAAUUACUGUCACUGACCUUGUGGAAGAAACUGUCAAUUGUGAAGUUAGGUCAUUUUGGAAGAGAAUUCCGUUUACCAGAAAAGUUGAAUGUGUUGCUGCUUAAGCAUCCUGGGAUAUUCUAUGUCUCAAAUAAGUAUCAGAUUUACACAGUUCUUCUUAGAGAAGGAUACAAUGCGUCGGAACUUAAUGACAAGGAUCCACUUGUUGUUGUGAAGGAGAAGUUUGGGGAACUCAUGCAGGAGGGACUUCAUGAAUAUAAUCAGAGGCACCUUUCAAUGAAUCUGGAAAGGAAGAAGAAGAAAGGUAUGAUUUUGGAAAGAUCAGAGAAAAGGAAGGACCCGAGCACUGACAUGAGUGAACAAGAUGAUCUGGGUAGUGAUGUCGGUGGCCUAUUUGAUCCUGAAGAAAGAAAACGGUUCUAUAAAGUGCUCUUUGAUGACGGUGCACCCUGAUUUUUAAACAAAGGAAAAAAUGAUAAAAACUUAUAUUUCGCCCUUCGGAUUCAAAACACAUAAUGUCCAAGUGGUUGGUCCAUCCAUCAAGAAAUGGCAUCCAAUUUGAUUGCUUGGAGGAUACUGUCAGGACAACAACUCAUGCAUGGCUUGCACGUGAUCGACAUUGCCGAAGUGAGAAAGAGUAAUUAGAAGCUAAUUAGGCAAAAUGUGUACGUACUUGAGUCCAAUUAGAACUCAUAAGGAAGGGGAUCACUGAAUAAGGAGAGUUUUCGUUAGGAAAAGAAUCUUUCUUUGGAAGGCAAAUACUCGGCAUGCAUCUAUAAAUAAGCACGGUGGGUUCCUAAGGGGAUCAUCUCGGCUACGGCUAGAGAACACAGUAGAGAGAAGAGUUCGGCUGGGAGUUAAAAGAGGAGAAAAGCUUCAAUGGUUUUUAGUCGUCGCAUGGGAAGGUUCACUUUCAUGAGAGGCAAAGUUCUUAGACGAGGGUUGAGGAUGAAACCUCAUGUUUUGUGUUAAUUAGUAUUUGCAGAUUAUUUAUUUAUUUUCCGAAUGCUUUGUUUAACUGUAUAAUUGUUCUUAUCUCUUUUUAAUUAAGUUAGUAAUUUUGGAUAUGAA